Molecule: messenger RNA, 3137 nt
Organism: Protobothrops mucrosquamatus (brown spotted pit viper)
Lineage: Eukaryota; Metazoa; Chordata; Lepidosauria; Squamata; Viperidae
Gene: SUGP1
Product: SURP and G-patch domain containing 1
Exons: 14
Coding region: 35-1993 (652 amino acids)
Biological process (GO): RNA processing
Cellular component (GO): nucleoplasm
Molecular function (GO): RNA binding
Source: RefSeq, a predicted model, not a curated record
UUGUGGGAGAAGCGAUAGGGGCCCGCCUGCAGCCAUGGAGAGCAGCAAGGAUGCGCCAGGGAAAGCCAGCCGGUGGUUUGGAGUUGCGAUGCCCAAAUCAGUGAAGACCAACGUCAACAUCCUCCAUCAGGAGAAGCUGAUUGCUCAGAAGAAGCGGGAGAUCGAAGCCAAGAUGGAGCGGCAAGCCAAACAGAACCACUUACCAGCACAGCAGGCUUCGCAGGGGAGCGAUGACGAUAGCGGUGAUGGCGAAAGUGGUGUUUCCAACAAAUUUGCUAAUGAUGGCAGCUUCCUCCAGCAGUUCCUGAAGCUACAGAAGGAAAAACAAGGUGCUUCUUCCAGUUCCACAGAAACAUCCCAUCCUCCCCCUGCAAGUACAGUGAAGAAACCCACCUUGACUGGCAAGCGUCCCAAUCUUAGCGUGAGCAGCAUGUUGAAUCAAGUCAAAAACUACACGCAUUCCAAGCAGACACCGGUAACGAACCGCCUGAGCGUUUUCCAGUCGCCAGACGACGAGGAAGAAGAGGAUUAUGAGCAAUGGCUGGAAAUCAAAAUUUGCCCCCCAGAGGACAUCCGGACCCGCCGAAUCGUUGAGAAGCUGGCCAAGGUGGUGGCCGAAGGGGGCCCAGAAAUGGAGAAGGUCGCCCUGGAAGACUGCAAGGAUAACCCAGUAUUUGCGUUCCUACACGAUAAGAACAGCCCAGAAUUUCUCUACUACAGAAAGAAACUGGCUGAGAUGUGGAAGAAAGGCCAAGUUCACGUAGAGGAGAAGACCUCCCCUUCUCAGAAAGUUUCACCCCCAGAGGAUGAAGAGACCAAGGACUGUGCUGAGAAGCUGGCUCGGUUUGUGGCCGACGGCGGCCCUGUGGUGGAAAUGGUUGCCCUGAAAAACCACCGAGACAAUCAGUCAUUCAGAUUUUUGUACGAGCCCAAUAGCUCUGGAUACAAGUAUUACCGACAGAAGCUGGAGGAAUUCCGGAAAGCAAACAGUAACAUGGAGGGCGUGCCACCGGGAUCGGAAGCCAACCUGAAGCGCAAGGCCUCUUCUGAGGGAGGGGCUUCCUCUUCCAUUUCUUCUUCCUCCUCCUCUUCCUCCUCCUCCUCCUCCUUCUCCUGCUCUUCCUCCUCCUCCUCCUCCUCAACACCUGCACCCACAGUUUCUCUGCCGAAGCAGGUAGCCACAUCCAGCGUGAAGAAAAAGCGGAAAAGCCGGUGGGGCCCAGAGGAGGAGAAGGUGGACUUACCUCCUCCAGAGCUUGCUCAGCAGACACAGGAGCUGUCGCCAACACCGUUGUCUGUCCAGGACCUCAAAGGACUUGGCUACGAGAAGGGGAAGCCAGUUGGAUUGGUGGGUGUGACAGAGCUGUCAGAUGCGCAGAAGAAGCAGCUGAAGGAGCAGCAAGAGAUGCAGCAAAUGUAUGACAUGAUCAUGAAGCACAAACAGGCCAUGCAGGAGAUGCAGAUCAUGUGGGAGAGGACGAUCAAAGAGCACCAGUCCGGCUACGACAGCGAUGAGGAAAUUGACAAUGAGCUGGGCACGUGGGAGCACCAGCUGAGGCGCAUGGAGAUGGACAAGACGCGUGAAUGGGCGGAGCAGCUGACUCAAAUGGGCCGAGGAAAACAUUUCAUUGGCGAUUUUCUGCCACCUGAUGAGCUUGACAAGUUUAUGGAAACCUUCAAAGCUCUGAAGGAAGGCCGUGAGCCUGAUUACUCUGAAUACAAAGAAUUUAAACUGACUGUGGAAAACAUAGGUUACCAGAUGCUGAUGAAAAUGGGCUGGAAGGAAGGUGAUGGUCUGGGAUCUGAUGGUCAAGGUAUCAAAGCUCCUGUUAACAAGGGGGUGACAGCUGUGGAUGGAGCCGGGUUUGGAAUCGACCGUCCUGCUGAUUUGAGCAAGGAUGAUGAUGAGUAUGAGGCCUUUCGGAAGAGGAUGAUGUUGGCCUACAGAUUCCGGCCCAACCCACUGAACAACCCUCGCCGUCCUUAUUAUUGAUGCAGCCUGUGUGUUUUCUUCUCACCUCCCACCCACUCCCUGUUCCUCCAGUGACGGAUUGUUUACUGUGAUAAGUUUAUUUAAAAAAAAAAAAGCCCCUGUCUUUCGUUUAGAAGGACUCUGUUUCAGCUUUAGCCUCCCAUCUGUUUACCCACUCGCAGAUGUUGGACGUUUUUCAGUGUGGUUGCAGAGCUCACCCCCUCUUUUAUUAUGGGUUUUUUUAAAAAUGUGAUCCCAUUAAAGAAAAUGAAGAAGCAAGUCAGAACUGAGAUGGUCAGCAAAUGCUCCCAAGUCAUACAUAGCCCAACCAUUUGUGAGAAGGGGAAAAUUGGCGUAAAAAUGUUCGUUAAAUGGUGCGUAAUCUUCAUUUUAUUGAGUUUCGUGAGGGGUUGUUUUUUUUUUAAGCCCUCUCUCCGUGAACAUAGAAAGUCUGGAUUGCUGUUCCCUGUUGAUGGUGGGGCUUGCAGGGGAGGGUAACAGGAUGGGAUAUAGCAGGUGAGCAGAAGCAUAGGCAGAAAUAAGGAAGGUAGAGCUCCCCAAACAUAGUGUGGGGGGAGGGAUCCCAGCUGCAGUUCAAAAGAGCAAGAUUUGAAUUACAGCAACGUAGAAAAGGGGGGACAGAUGGGGGGGGACAAACCACCCCAGAAUACUGGGUCUCCUUGAGGGCAUCACUUUUAUCCCAGUUCUGAGAGAAUCUUGUGAAAACGUGCAUAGCCAGCGUGUACCGGCCAACCUUCGGUUUUAAAGGACAAUCAGCUCUCCUUUUUUCUCACUCUUUAGUUACUUCAAAGAACGUGGAAGUUUGAGUUGCUUCUUAGACCAGGUCAGAGGCCAAAACCAAAACAUAUCUUUAGCGGGGUUUUCAUUAGUCGAUUCUAAUAAUCUUUCAGGUUUGUCCCAGAGGAGAAAGGUUAAGAGAAGGGGAAAACCCAAAAUCUUUUUUUCUCGACACAAAUACAUGCCUUGUCCACCAAGGCAACCCUCCCUCUCUCUUCCACGACCUUCCAACAUCAGAACGACGGUGGUUCCUUCAGAUAGGCUCUGAAACCAUGCUUAUUUUCGUUUUCGUUCAAUCUUAAUGAUGUAGAGUUGAUACGUUGGGCUUUUGCCAAACAUGUUAAUAAAGCUAGAGAAAUGUGAAGAA